This is a messenger RNA of Saccoglossus kowalevskii, 843 nucleotides long. RefSeq lists its product as uncharacterized. NCBI's taxonomy places the organism in Eukaryota, Metazoa, Hemichordata, Enteropneusta, Harrimaniidae. The record is from RefSeq and is a predicted model, not a curated record.
AUGACCUUUGAUCCCGGAAGUCGUUCUAAGUUUGUAAUAAUUAUACCAAUAGUGCCACGUCUCUUUAAUAUUUUCAGAACUAUCAGAGUUCGAUCAGAAGAGGAAUUAAAUGAUGUUGCACACAUGUUAUUGGACAAACCAUUUCUGACUGAUAUUAGAUGGGAAAAAGUGGAAGUCUGUUUUCCUGCCAGAGUUUACACAGCUGAGGGAAAUGCGUUUGUUUACGUCAACACUUUACACAGAACCAUUCGUGAUCAAAUAAAUGAGGGACUCGAUGAAGCCAAAAGACUCAUGCGAGAUGACAAGAAAUUCUUCCUUCAGUUUGACUUCAAAAAAUCAAUGUCAGCGUAUUUCUGUGAAAAAAUCCAAAUUCGAGAUGACGAGGAUCACGAUAGGUUAGAAGACUGCAGAUGUGGAUACGGAAAGAUCGCUAUCACAAACUGCAGCAAAUAUUCCCCGUUGUUCAAAUUUGAAGAUAAGGUGUGCCCUCUGUGGGUUAUUUGUUCACCGCUGUGUUUGCUGACACUUCCUUGUUACCUGAUCUACAGAAAACUGACAUGUAAUGACAUGCACUGCGACGUCAAAUCAAAACCACUGCCAAUUCCAUAUGACCUAGAAGAGGACAUUGUUAACAAAUACUAUAAGAAUAAACCUGUGAAAAAUGAAACGCCGACGACAAUCGUGACCGAGCCAGACAGCAGUUACACCAGUGCGGUUACUCACGCAAAAUUGUCAAAUACCAAAAUAACAAGGCGACGUGUCAAGAAAUGGGUACAGGCUAUUGCGGGGAAGAAAAAGGAAAAAUGCAUCGAUGACAAAGAAGGCUUAGUGCAUAUUCUGUAG